Neoarius graeffei (lesser salmon catfish) is the source of this 1429-nucleotide messenger RNA. RefSeq names its product transmembrane protein 82 (gene tmem82). The transcript has 7 exons. The coding region runs from base 83 to 1099 and encodes 338 amino acids. Lineage: Eukaryota; Metazoa; Chordata; Actinopteri; Siluriformes; Ariidae. The record is from RefSeq and is a predicted model, not a curated record.
AAGCACACCAGCUACAGAUAAUGGUUUUACACGGGAGAGAAUUUCAAACACCACCACAAAAUAGCUAUAACGGUAAAGUGACAUGCUGUCCUUCAUUUCCUGGUUUGUACCAAGUUUACCCACUUGGCUAAUACCUGAUACAACUCCUCUAGACUUUUUACAAGGCGUUGUUGGCGCAUGUGGGAUUUCAGUGCUUUUCAACCUUUUAAGGGUUCAUUUAUUCAUUGAAACACAGAGUACAGCAGACAGCAAAGAUGACGUUAAAAACAAGCGCUUUCAUGUUGGUGGUCUAACAGACAGAAUCCAGUUCUGGAUCCUGACUGUAACUCUCGCCUUUGUGGGUUCUAGAGUUGCAUCACUAGUGGUUCUCGAGUUCAUUCUUCGAGCAGUUUCUUCACGCUUCACCGCCUCAUCAGAUCCACUGAGUAAUACUUUGUUACAGCUGUUAGUCCAGUGCCAGUUCUCUUUGGGCUGUGCAUUUAACUGCAGUCUUUAUUUUCUCCAUGAGGGGGCAUCACAAGCUUGGCUAAGUUUCCUCCUCGCUGCAGCACUGAGCUGGUUCUUGGCCAGCCAGUGUUCUCGGUUAUGGCACCAUGUAAUGACGAUGUACCCAAUACACAGCACCCAGCGAUACUGUGGGGUCUGUAUUGGCCUCCUGACUUCUGGCACAUCAAUACUGCCUUUUCUUUGCAGCACCUUGAUUCUAACAUUUUGCGUAGCUGGAUUUGCUGCCAUAUCAAACAUCAACCAGCACUUUGUGUCAACUACUGAGGCCUUGAGGUUCUGGACACCACUCACAAUUUGCUACACUCUUCUCGUCAUCUAUAUGCAUGAGGAGCAGCAUAAGCAGCCUAGCGGACAGGCUCUUCUGAACACAGUGAUGGUCCGCCUGGGCGGCCUACUAUUAUUGAUGCUUACUGUAGGAAGGUGGGCAGAUGUGCUCCACAUUCUACUGUGCUUCAUUGGGGAAGCUGCCUGUCUGCUGCCAGCUCAGGAACUACUGAGUAGCACCUCUAAGGAUUUUGCAGAUGUUCCCAGACGUUUUAUGACACAGAAUGAAGACCGGAGAAGACCGAAGAAAUCAGACAAAUACGAAUGAGACACAGAAUGCUACGGUGGAAGACAAAAAGAAAAAAAAGAUUAGACUAGAGACAAUGAUUUUUCCAGUCAGCCAGUCCACACUCAAAGCUGCUAAAUGUAAUAACAGCAGGUCAACAGAACAUCAUUUAUCCUUUGUAACACGUAGGCCUACAUAAGGCCUGCGAGAUAUGAACUACUUUUUGGCAUACAAGUACUUCAGAUUUUAAUUUAAAAAGGAUAAACCGUUCACAGUUUAGCAAAUAAACACCAAAUACGCAGCUCCGAUGAAACCUUAACCUGAAGUCACAUUGUUUUAAAAGUAAUAAUAAAAACACAUUCAGUUUUAGGC